Molecule: messenger RNA, 1099 nt
Organism: Closterium sp. Naga37s-1
Lineage: Eukaryota; Viridiplantae; Streptophyta; Zygnematophyceae; Desmidiales; Closteriaceae
Source: the annotation of a GenBank genome assembly
AUGGCCUGUGCAGCAACGGAUACCGCCGCGCAGUCGCGGGUCCUCGUACCAGUCCUUCCGUGUUUCGCGGCGCUCCUCGUUGCUCUCCUGCCGCGUGUUGUCCAGGCUGUGACGGUGACUCUCGCCGACUCCCAAGCGGCGGCGCUUAAGGAGUGCGCGGCGGAGUGGGGGGUGAGCGCGACGGGGUGGGCGCAAGGCGCGGAGUGCACGCACGCGGAGACGGUCACGUGCGACAAGGACGGCAUGGUCACAGAGCUGCUGCUUAACUCACAGGGCCUCACGGGCUCCAUCCCCCUCGCCCUCACCGCGCUCUCCCGCCUGCAAUCGCUGGAUCUGCAGACCAACAACCUGUCCGGCCCUGUGCCCCCCGCCCUCUCCGCCCUCCGCCUGCUCACCUCCCUGAGGCUGGGCAACAACAACAACCUCACGGGUCCAAUCUUCACCGUCAUUGCGCGCAUGCCAUCACUCGUCCAACUCGACCUCUAUACCAACAGCUUCACGGGGCCGGUUCCACUCACAGUCUCACGCCUGCAGAAUCUCUCGUCUCUUGAGUUGAAGUCCAACGACUUUCACGGGCCCUUCCCACCAGCCUUCACCCACCUCACCGCCCUCGCCUACCUGGGCAUCGUAUCGACAGGCCUCUCUGGCCCGCUGCUCCAUGCCAUCACCGCACUCUCCUCCCUUGAAUCCCUCUACGCGUCCAGCAACAACAUCUCAGGAAGCAUCCCCGCCACCAUCACUGCCCUCUCUCGCCUCGCACGCCUGUCGCUGGAUGACAACCCCCUCCUCUCGGGCUCCCUGCCCCGCGCCCUCUCUCGCCUCACCACCCUAGACCACAUCACGCUGCAGGGCACGGCCAUUUCAGGCGACCUGCCUCGCUUCCUCACCGCCCUCACACGACUCACCACCCUUGACGUGAGCAACACAGAGCUCAAUGGAACCAUUCCCGCCGCUUAUGGAGCCUUGAAACUUCAAUCCUUUCAGUUUUCAAGGCUAGUUUGCCCAACGGACAACACCAGCUGUGAAAUCAAUCAGGACCGUUCAUCCAUGUUUUGCACCUUCUGUUCAGCGUUCUGCUCCACGUGUAUCCCAAUCAACG